CUCUCUCUCUCUCUCUCUCUCUCUCUCGGAUUCAUGUCGGAAAAAGGUCAGCCAUUGCCAAAGUUCGGUGAAUGGGAUGUCAAUGACCCUGCUUCAGCCGAGGGGUUUACUGUCAUCUUUAACAAGGCAAGGGAUGAAAAGAAGACUGGUGGCCAGCCCGAAUCUCCAGCAAAGGUCAACCCUCAAGUUAAGCACUCCGUUGAUCCGAGCAAACCUCCAACUAAGAAAUGGUUUUGCUGCAUUCAGAGCCCAGCAGAAUCUUGACGAGGCUCUCUGGCGAGGAGAUUACAAAGAAGUCAGCCGUGGCUAGGCUAAAGCAGCCCCAGAAUAUUCACUUGAAGAAGAUACAGGCAGCUUAGAGCCAUUGCUAUUCUUGCUGAAAUCGCUCUUCUUGGUGUAAAUGUGGGGUUUGUGGGGCUGAGUAAAAUAAUGACGCCUUAAUCUUACUAUAAUCUAUCAGCAGUAUGCUUCUCUCUCUUGCUUUCUCUCUCUCUCUCUGCUUAGUUCUAUCGCUAAUUUAUUAAGUGUCUGCUUUCUGUAUUUAUGAAUUGGAUCUGUCUAUGAAAUGCCUUUGCCUAUUUUCCCGUCUGGUUUAGUUUGUUGUUGUACAUCGUGGUUGAAGGCAUAUAAAUACGAGCUUAUGACCUUUUCCUCUUU
Molecule: messenger RNA, 657 nt
Organism: Rhodamnia argentea
Lineage: Eukaryota; Viridiplantae; Streptophyta; Magnoliopsida; Myrtales; Myrtaceae
Product: protein NOI4-like
Exons: 4
Coding region: 34-264 (76 amino acids)
Source: RefSeq, a predicted model, not a curated record